Molecule: messenger RNA, 792 nt
Organism: Ziziphus jujuba (common jujube)
Lineage: Eukaryota; Viridiplantae; Streptophyta; Magnoliopsida; Rosales; Rhamnaceae
Product: putative disease resistance protein RGA1
Exons: 2
Coding region: 1-792 (263 amino acids)
Molecular function (GO): ADP binding
Source: RefSeq, a predicted model, not a curated record
AUGGCGGAUAUUGUCCUAUCUAGCAUUACCGAUGAGAUCAUUGGGAGGUUAGCUUCUGCAGCUGUGCAAGAAAUCGGAUUGCUCUGGAGCGUAAAGGAUGAGCUUUUGGAACUUGAAGAAACCAUGUCAACAAUAAAAGCUGUACUUCUUGAUGCAGAGGAGAUGCAGACCCAUAACCAUCAGGUCAGAUCUUGGCUCAAGAGGCUUGAAGAUGCUGUUUGUGAAGCUGAUGACUUGAUGGAUGAGUUCAAUACUAAGGCAGCUUUGCAACAACAAGGAAUGCUUGGAAAUGAAAUGACCAAGCAGGUAUGUUCUUUCUUCUCAGCCUCAAAGCAAGUUGCUUUUCGACACAAGUUGGGUCACAAAAUAAUAGCUAUUAAGAAAAAACUAACUACCAUUAGAGAUGAUAGAAGCUUCCAUCUGGAGGAAAGACCCGAAGAGACUAGAGUUGUGACUAGAGGGAGAGAGCCUACUCACUCUUAUGUGCCUGAAGAGGAAGUUAUAGGGAGGUAUAGAGACAGAAUGGCAAUCAUAGAAUAUUUGAUGGAUGCCGAAAUUGAAGAGAAUGUAGGGGUAAUUCCCAUAGUUGGUACUGGAGGGCUAGGAAAAACUACACUUGCUCAGGUAGUGUUUAAUGAUGAGAAGGUUGAAAAGCAUUUUGAUUUGAGAAUGUGGGUGUAUGUAUCUCAAAGUUUCAAUAUAAAAUUACUUGUUGAGAAAAUUAUUAAGUCUGCAACUAAUAAGGGCUUGGAAAACUUGGAGAUAGAUCAAUUGCAAAAGAAAGGGGAGUAG